Molecule: messenger RNA, 3630 nt
Organism: Polyodon spathula (Mississippi paddlefish)
Lineage: Eukaryota; Metazoa; Chordata; Actinopteri; Acipenseriformes; Polyodontidae
Gene: cdk5rap3
Product: CDK5 regulatory subunit associated protein 3
Exons: 15
Coding region: 120-1631 (503 amino acids)
Biological process (GO): regulation of cyclin-dependent protein serine/threonine kinase activity; regulation of mitotic cell cycle
Cellular component (GO): endomembrane system
Source: RefSeq, a predicted model, not a curated record
GUGUUGACGUGUCGGUUUUAGUGUAAAUAGAGGGCUAGACAGAGUUUGUCCGAGUGGGGUUUGCAAGGCAGCGGUCUGAUCCUGCGUGUCUGUGUAUAUAUUUAUCAGGGACAGGUGCGAUGCAGGGGUAUCAGAAUUUACCCAUUGACAUCCAGACCAGCAAACUGCUAGACUGGCUGGUAGACAGGCGACACUGCAAUCUGAAGUGGCAGAAUUCGGUCCUGCAAAUCCGUGGGAAGAUCAACACAGCCAUCCAGGACAUGCCUGAGAACGAGGAGAUCAAGAGGCUGCUCUCCGGGUCUUAUAUCCAUUAUUUCCACUGUUUGAGAAUAGUGGAAAUCCUUAAAGGAACAGAAGCCACCUCAAAGAAUAUAUUUGGAAGAUAUUCUUCCCAGCGGAUGAAGGAUUGGCAAGAAAUCGUGUCCCUUUACGAAAAAGAUAAUGCGUAUUUAGCGGAGGUGGCCAGCCUUCUGGUGCGCAACGUGAGCUACGAGAUCCCCUCCUUGAAGAAGCAGCUUAGCAAGAGCCAGCAGCUGCAGCAGGAGUUCAGCCGCAAGGAAGUGGAGUGCCAGAACGGAGCCGCGGUCAUGAGAGAGAAGUUCCACAGCUCCUGCAAACAGUAUGGCAUCAUGGGUGACAAUGUGAAGAGGGAGCUGCUGGCCCUGGUCAAGGACCUGCCUGCCACGCUGGGGGAGGUGGGGAAGGAGACCAGCUGUCUGUCCGAGGCCAUCCAGCUCUACGCAGCCUUUGGAGAGUUUGUGUGCGACUGGUCGUCCGAGCCUGGGCUGCCCUUGCUGAGACACACCCAGUGCCGGGGGAACACCACUGUGUACGAGUGGAGGACAGGGAGCCCCCCCUCCCUCAUCGAGAGACCCUCAGUGGAGGAGGAGGGGGUCUCUGCCGCUGAGGACUCGAUUGACUGGGGGGCUCUGGGCAGUGAUGGGCACUCCGCCUCUGAUGGGAUUGAUUAUGGGAUCUCUGUAGCGGAUGGAGGAGUGGACUGGGGGAUCAGCUUGGAGCCGGGCACCAUGGAGGCAGGGGAUAUAGACUGGGGAGAGGAGGCUGCCAGUCCAGUGGAGAUCGAAGUGGUGGAGAUGGGCACCAACUCCAUGCAUGGUAUCAGUAAGGGAGACGAUCUCUUGGGAAACCCAGAGACCAGGUACCAGUUCAUAGAUGAGCUCAUGGAGCUCGAGGUGUUCCUGACUCAGCGGCUGUGUGAGAUGGGUGAGGAGGGGGACGUGCUCUCGAUGAGUCAGUUCCAGCUGGCCCCGGCGGUGAUUCAGGGCCAGACCCGGGACAAGGUGCUGGGGGUGCUGAGCCUGGUGAAGGGGCUGAUCGAGCGACUCACCAGCGUCAGGAUGCAGCAUCUGUUCAUGAUCCAGGCUUCGCCACGCUAUGUGGACCGCGUGACUGAGCUGCUGCAUCAGAAGCUGAAACAGGCCGACAUCCUGGUGCUGAAGCAGCAGGCGAUGGCUGAGAGGAGGCAAGAGGCGCUGAGGGAGCAGGGGCAGCUGGAGCCCAGAAUAGACCUCCUAGUUCAGAGGACCAAGGAGCUGCAGAAACAGAUCGAAUCAGACCUCUCCCAGCGAUACAAUAACAGAGCAGUUAAUCUGAUGGGAGUCACACUGUAACUCUCAGCACUGCAAACCAGGUGUCUCUGUCUCUGGAUGCCACUGUUUUCUGGAUCUGCCCUCAUUAACUGUUCUGCCUCAGCCUCUAUGAUGUUGUUAUUUUAAAUAAUUCAAUAAAUUAUUGUAUUUUGAUCCAAAAUAAUAAUAAUAAUUAGACUGUAUGUAUUCAGUGGUGGUGUGGUUUUGUUUGUAACUGGAUACUGGAUGAUAUUUGACUGCCGGAUCAUUACACUGACAAAGGCACGAGUCCAAACAUUUGUCUGCUUGACUAAGAAGCCAGAUUGAUCAGCCUGUACCCUGAAAAAGCCACAGCAGGGAUAUUUUUCUAGAGACUUUUACAGAACUGGGGAAUCUGUCUUGUUUGCAUUUACCACCCAUUCCUGAUUAGCCCAGGAUUACCCAGAUACAGAAGUGCUGUGUUUGUCUGUGUGUCUGUGAGGUUGCUGCACUUUGAAAAAAAAGUUUUUAAAAAAGAAAAGUUACAUCAGAAAACAGUUCUAUAAUCACUCCUGCCCCCACUCUCUGAAAAUCUUUAUAAACCAUUUCAUUUUGUGCCUUUUUUUAGCAUUUAAAUGUGCAUCUGAGUCACUGGAGGAGUUGCGCUAGGGCUGAUGAUUAAAAUGUAAAUGUUUAGCUCACAGCCGUUUUAAAAUCUAUAAAUAAAUAAAACGAACUGUCAAGCUCUUGCAUUCCCUCAUUAGCAAUCAGAGAUAGAGAGAGGAAGAGGAAGAGGGCAAGUAAAUUAACAGCAAGUUCCACUCUCUGUCGGCACAUUCAAACUCAUCCCAGCACAGCGUGUUACCCACAAAGUGGCUUCGCGAAUGUCAUGUCGCUGUUGGGCCGAGCCCAGACAGCCGAUUAAAUAUCUGCGGUUAAUUCUCUGAGCGCCGUUUCAUUAAGAUGGGCUGUGGCAAGCCCCAUCUCCGCACAGCCGGGGACCCGCGAUUUUACAGAAAUCCAAUCUUUGUGUUUACAGCUCUGCUCGUUUUCGAGGCGCUGCAGAAGACGUGCACAGGAACACCAUUGCACAGCACGUCUGCUUUCUUACACGUGUACAAAUCCACCCACCCCUCCGGCAGCCAAUUUGGAUAACAAGUCAGGGCUAUUAAAACAUGCACAACUGGAUUGCUUUUGGAAUAUGCAUCUCACUUUGCGCCGAGCAGCCAACCACAGAGUUGGGCUUCUUGAGGAUUCUUCUUUAUAAGACAUUAAAGUUAUUGCAGCUAACUAAAAUUAUUUAUUCAUGAUGAUUUGUGUAUGCAUUCGGCAGACGCCUUUAUCCAAGGUAUUACAGGGCAGUACAGGGUUACAAUGCAAGAUUAAUAUUCAAAUAGUUUGCAUUAAUACUAAUAGAAUAUAAUAUGAAAUAGGAUGCAACAAAUUAGGAUCACAACAAGUUUUAUCUACAGUGACACAGUAGUGCAAUAAUACAUUAGCUGAGGAGCCAGUAACGUGGUGCCGAGGUCAGGCAAGUCCAGUGUAGAGUAGGAGGGGUAGAUCUCACCAUUGUCCAUGCCAUGCACUGUGUUAUCAAACAUGUAUUUUCAAAUGUCAUCUACUGCCCUAGGGUAAAGAAAUCUGUUUCCGCAAAGCCAAGGUUGCGUUGAACAUUUCUGCCUCUGCGAGAGGGCGACUGAAUUGUGGCAGUGUGACAUGACGGGGUCUGGAGCCGUUAACUGUAUCAGUUUAGCAACGAGCAAAAAAGUGGAAAUCACAGGCAAUAAAUGAAAUAAAUAGAUUAUAAGUAAUUAACACACAGUAAUAAUAGUUAACAGAUACUCCAGCUGUUGCAUUUCAUAGUUUGAAAUCAUUUUUAAAAGUGGUGGAGAGGGGCUAGAAUGUGAGGUAUAUUUGUUUGUUUUGAUGUAGAUAAAUACAUGUGUGGCACUGCACACCUGCACAGGUACCACAGUCACCUCACCUGCAGUUUCCUUGACAACCUAGUUUUUAAGUCGUGGACUGCAGUACCUUCUUUGAACGGUAGCGGUGCUCAUUUUAU